AUGAUCAACGCGCUAUUGGAUCUCAUUUGUACCUUUUCACGCGGGGUCGAUUCCCACGCUCUAACCUUCGCCUUCAAUAAGACUGUCUCCGCCGUUUCGUUUGUAAACAAGGCUUCAUGGACUCGGACUGGGCUACCCGGACAGGCGUCCGUCAACACCAAGAUCCCAGGAUACAACUUUAUGCUGUCUGGUAGCCCCAUCUCAUGGCAGUCUUUGCGACGGAAUGCUGUGACGAUGUCCUCGACGGAAGCCGAGAAGCCGACUAUAUGGGGAAGCUGUGAGGAGGCAAGCCGAAACCAAAUCAAGAAGAAUGUAGUUGGUCAAAAAUGA
This is a messenger RNA of Penicillium verhagenii, 330 nucleotides long. RefSeq lists its product as uncharacterized. Lineage: Eukaryota; Fungi; Ascomycota; Eurotiomycetes; Eurotiales; Aspergillaceae. The transcript has a single exon. The coding region runs from base 1 to 330 and encodes 109 amino acids. The record is from RefSeq and is a predicted model, not a curated record.